Acaulospora morrowiae is the source of this 624-nucleotide messenger RNA. Lineage: Eukaryota; Fungi; Glomeromycota; Glomeromycetes; Diversisporales; Acaulosporaceae. The record is from the annotation of a GenBank genome assembly.
AUGACAAGUCGACCAUCAUCGCAAUCCGGUUACACGGUUAUCCUCAUUGAUAACGCUAUGUUACCACCUCCCCCGCCUCCCAGCAACUGGCCAAAAUGUUAUCCCAUCGUUUAUCACAACAUUGAAGCUGAUUUCACAAAUGAGGAUUUUAAAAAGAAACUAAGAAGAUCAUAUUUUCUUUUUAAAUUCUAUUUCGUAACUCUACUCGCUAACUCGAUCGCUGAUAUAGCAAUUUCGAUCACGUACCUAAGCGGGGCCCAGAUUGUCUCCCAAAUCAUUGCCUCGGCUUUGUACUUAUUUCUGAUGCCAAUCGGCGAUUUUUUUUUACGACACAUGAGUCUUUAUUAUGGUUACAAGAUGAAUAGCGAAAUGAUGUUUCGAUACUAUUUCCUUGGUGAAGCAAUUGUAAUUAUUUUUGGCUUAUUCAUCGGUAUCGGAUUUGUAAAUGAUGGUAGUAGUGGCACGCUGGGAGCCGUGAAGUUAUUUGAACGCGGGUAUUACGUUGCCGGAGUUUUCACUGGCAUAUUCUUGGUACUCGACGUCGUUCAGACCAUUUUACACAUCAUAUUAACUGCACAGGUCUGUCCAUUUGUGUUUCGAGGUGGAGUAAAUGAUUCUUGCUGA